This is a messenger RNA of Osmerus eperlanus (European smelt), 2193 nucleotides long. RefSeq names its product fos-related antigen 2-like. The record is from RefSeq and is a predicted model, not a curated record. The transcript is spliced from 4 exons. Gene Ontology annotation, cellular component: nucleus. Gene Ontology annotation, biological process: regulation of transcription by RNA polymerase II. Gene Ontology annotation, molecular function: RNA polymerase II cis-regulatory region sequence-specific DNA binding; DNA-binding transcription factor activity, RNA polymerase II-specific. NCBI's taxonomy places the organism in Eukaryota, Metazoa, Chordata, Actinopteri, Osmeriformes, Osmeridae. The coding region runs from base 402 to 1481 and encodes 359 amino acids.
ACAAUGCAAUCAGUACAUUUCAUUUCGGUUUGCCUGUAACAGAGAGAAUGGUUGCCAGAUUGGUUACCAUUUUCAUCAAUUUUAUUAGUUUUAAACCAGAAGUAAAAUAAGUGAUUUCCUGAUGCGCCUAUUUGACUUGCGCGAGCCAUUGGAUCUUGAAGGGGUGAGCUACCGUAGAAUAAAAAUCAACGGAGAAAAAUCUUGUCUAUUUUCCUUCAAAACAUAUACAAAUAACAUUGUAAUUAUAGACGCGGCUAAACCGAAACUGAACCCUCUGUUGCAGAGAUAACGAAUGUUAGGCAAGCGAAUCGUCUAUUUAAGUUGAUUUACGCUCUUUAAAAAAUUAUUUAGGUCCACCAUUAACAGCCUCCCACUUUGUCCAAAUAGUUUAGUUGAUAUAAAUGGUUAAAGAUCAGCUACUGAACGGAUUUCUAGAGUCAAUAAACGUUCAACCAAACAUGCAUCAGGACUUUUCUGUACUAACUGACACCUGUCGGAAUUCGAAGAUGGAUUUGCUCGAGCACUCCCCCAACGCCAUCAACAGUUGGAACCCCUCGAAAGCCGAUCAGAGUCCUGUGAAAAUGCAGAUAUCCAGCAGUCCGUUCAUCCCCACCAUCAAUGCCAUCACCUCCAGUCAGGAGCUGCAGUGGAUGGUUCAGCCUGCAGUCCUAGCAUCCAUGCCAGGGUCAUGCCUGCGUCCUCUCCCCUACGAAUCACUGGAAAGGAACAAUGUAGGACCCCUGAGGCACUCACGCCAAGGGGUCAUCCGGACUGUCGGCAACACACACAGGCAAAGCAGACACCAUCAUCAGCUCGACUCAGAUGAGGAGGAAAAGAGGAGACUGAGGCGGGAGAGGAACAAGCUGGCCGCUGCCAAGUGUCGCAACCGAAGGAGAGAGCUGACCGACCAACUCCAAGAAGAGACGGAGGAGCUGGAGCGGGAGCAGGCUGGCCUCCAGACCCAAGUGGAGAAACUUCAGGAGGAGCGACACAAGCUGGAGCUCAUGCUCGUGUCCCACACCUCUGAGUGCCGGCUCCUCUGUGACCACCAGCCUCAGGCCCCAUCAGCCACUCCUUCACCCAUGACCAUGCUCCCCUCGGAGGCCUCACCCCACCCCCACAGCCCCCCGAGGGUGAAACAGGAGCCUGCAGAGGAGAUGCAGGCGUUUUCCCUGCAACACAAACACUCCACCGAUGAUUCCCCCUACCACCAUAACCACCAUGCUGGGGAGUACUGUCCCAGUGUGGACUGUUUCAGCAGCUCCCGCCUGGCUGACUGCAGCCCAAGCCAGGUCAUGGAUCUCUCCAGCCCCAUGAUUCCCCACCCCAGCCUAGGAGGACAGGCAAGAGACGGGGCCUCGCCCAGGGAAGGCACCCUCUCCAAAGACAUGCUCUCCAAGCUCCAUCCCACCCACAGUGCCAUGUCUCUGGAUGAUGGGGGUGUGGGUCCUCUCUUCUCCCCCACUUUGCUGACUCUUUGAGGGGAUACUGUGCUUACUCUAACCUCUCUAUUGUACAUUGGACUCUUUUGAAUGUCAUGGGUCAAUGUAACUGUUUCCCACUUGGGGGGGAUCUAUCUGUACAUAUUUUACUCAUCAGCAACAAACACCUUUAAAUUCUAGGCAAAGGAUCUUAUUUUGCUAAUAGAGUAGUAGUUGUAUUCAAUAAACACUAGAUGGUGCUGCGAAAUACUGGCUGAGCACAAACAUUUAGAUGACGCAUUAUACUGACACUCAUAUAUUUAAAUACCUUGACUGCAUUGUGUUUUUUUUAUGUCAGUUUUAUGGUGUCUGUAAACUCCAGUAUUGCUUGGUAGGAGUGAAAAUUGACUUUUUUCAGAGGAUUUCAACUUCAUAAUAGCAAUAGGAUAACACAGCAUCACAAUACCCAUCCACUGCACUGUGUACAAUUGUGUAAACAGCAAUACACAGAGAUCAUGAAUUAUUGAUGAACAUCAUCAAUUAAUAUGGCAAGAAUAUGAUUGAAUCAUUUGUAUGCAUAUAUAUAGGCAAUACAGUAAAUUCUUAGGAAGAAAUCUUUUUGAGAGAUACUAAGAGGAAAGUAAUUUUUUUCAUGCUAAUUGUUGUCAAAAUAUCUAGAUUUUUGAGUGAUAAAAAGAUUAUGUAAGAUGGACAUUGAGUGUGCAGCAAUAGCCCAUUCUCAUGUUUCUAAAUAAAGAGGCGAAGAAGUGUA